UUCACUAUUUAAAAUUUGCUUAGAAAAAAUUGUGUUUAUUUCGCUUUAACAUUUAAUGAACAUUUAUACUAAAUUCAAAGAAUAAAUAUUUAACAAUAAAUAUUUAAGAUGGCCAGUAUUGGUCGCUGUUGCAGAAAUGCAAUCUGUAAAUGCAUUCGUUCUUUUGGUGUGAAGAAAGAUUAUGAAGUACAAAACCUUGGAUUCGAUCGGUUCUGUAUUAGGUGUGCUAGCUCGAAGAGCAAGAUUGACGACAAAGUCACGCAAACUCGGCAAGCAGGAGUAAAUGUAAAAAACCCUGAAAAAAGAGUCUCUACAUUGGUGCAUAAGUCAGAAUUGGCUGUAGUGCCAGGUUCCAUGCCUACAAAUCAAUAUGUACUUGAUACAACUUUGAAUAAAUCGUUAAUGAAGAAUUAUGAAAGCGAACCACAGGAAAAUACAGAGUUUCAACCAACUAGUGACGGGGCGUUUGAUCCUAUACCUAAAUUUAUCUCUGUUGAGGUUGCAAAAAAUAUGUUAAAUGAAUUAAAAGUUUCAAAUGCUGAAAAAUCUUUGGAAGGCGAUUCUACUAACACACUAGAUCAAUUCCCUAAGCUAAAUAAUAAUAUUGAAGAUUUAGUGGAAAAUGAGAAACAGAUGAAAGAUAACACUGAUUCAGAAGAUGCGAUGGUUACAGUUCAAGUUCCUUCAGGUCAUGCACGUUUAAUAUCAGAAAUAAAAAUCGUAGAAGGAUCAGAGUUUGGAACUACCGAUGUUUCUAAUUUGAAAGAAAGAAUACAAGUUAUUCCAGCAUCCACUUUAUCGAUGUCUAAUGACAAAUUUGGAAAAGAUUUAACUAUGGAAAACGUACAAGUUGAUCAAUCUACUUUAUUCUUGUCUACUGAAGAGAUUGAGAGAGGUGCAGUUACAUAUAAUGAAUUUUCUUAUCCAUACACUUUAUCGAUGUCUGCAAAGGUCAAUGAUCCAUCUGUUACAACUGAAUUAGUUGAAAAAAGUUCUGAAAAUAUGUUGGAAACUCCGUUAAGCAUAAGCGUAACUGUGUAUGAACAUAGCUUGUUUAACACAGAUGCACAUCAAACUUCAUUAGACGUUAGUGCUGGAAAUGCAACUUUUUCUGCUGAACCACAAGCUAUUGAUUUUAAAGAAGCCACUGAACAAGGAACACAAAACUUUGAAAACCAAAAAUUUUCUUUAGGUACUUUCCCCUUUGAUAAAGCAAUAGGGGAUGCUUCUGUAAAAAUUGCGAAGAAAGAAUUAUCAAGUCCAAAACAGUCACCAAUAUCUGCAGCUCAAAAAGCUAAUCGAAAAUCAUAUAAAGCUGGAGGGCAACUAUUACCAACACGUGAUUUGGCUACCCCACCCGCUAAAACGCCACCACCAGCAGGCGGUGGAAAACCUCCCGCUGGUGGAGGUAAACCUGCUGAUGGCGGAAAACCUCCUGCUGGCGCUGCAAAACCUCCUGCUGGUGGUGGAAAACCUCCUGCUGGUGGCGGAAAACCACCUGCUGCCGGCGCUGGUGGAAAGCCUCCUGCAAAAGGUGCUGCAAAACCUCCAGCAGGCGGUGGAAAAGCUCCAGCUGGCGGUGGAAAAAAAGCACCACCUGCAAAAGUUACAAAAACUUCAAUAAUGAAACAGUUUCAAAUUUACAGAUGGAAACCAGGUGAUAAACCUUCCAUGCAGAAUUAUACAAUUGAUUUAAGUCAAUGCGGUCCAAUGAUGUUAGAUGCUCUAAUUAAGAUCAAAAAUGAAAUGGAUCAAACGUUAUCAUUUCGCCGCUCGUGCCGCGAGGGAAUUUGCGGCUCGUGUGCUAUGAAUAUUGGUGGUAUUAAUACACUUUCCUGCGUUACAAAAAUCGAACGUACUACCAAACCAAUCAAAAUUUAUCCUUUACCUCAUAUGUAUGUUAUACGUGAUCUUGUACCAGACUUAAGCCAUUUUUAUUAUCAAUACCGUUCCAUACAACCGUGGUUGCAACGUAAGAACGAGCAGGCCGAAAUAAAAGAACGUAAACAAUUAUUGCAGCAUGUAGAUGACCGCGCUCUUCUGGAUGGCCUUUACGAGUGUAUAUUAUGUGCGUGCUGUCAGACUGCUUGCCCGUCCUAUUGGUGGACUGGUGACAAAUAUCUUGGACCUGCUGUUCUCCUACAAGCAUAUCGUUGGGUGAUUGAUUCGCGUGAUGAAGCGACUGCAGAACGUUUGGAUCGUUUAAGAGAUGCUUUCAGUAUUUAUCGCUGUCACACUAUUUAUAACUGCACCAAUACUUGCCCAAAGAGUUUAAAUCCUGGUCGUGCUAUCGCCUUGUUAAAGAUACUACUUUCUGGUUAUGUAGAAAGGUCUAAACCAAAAAUAGACCCAGCCGGAUUGUAUAAACAUUAAUUUAAUUAUUUUCUAUUUUGAUUUUACUAAAAUUGUAAUUUUAUUAAUUUAAAA
Messenger RNA from Teleopsis dalmanni, 2427 nucleotides. RefSeq lists its product as uncharacterized. Gene Ontology annotation, cellular component: mitochondrial membrane. Gene Ontology annotation, biological process: respiratory electron transport chain; tricarboxylic acid cycle; aerobic respiration. Gene Ontology annotation, molecular function: 2 iron, 2 sulfur cluster binding; electron transfer activity. Bases 109 to 2373 code for a protein of 754 amino acids. The record is from RefSeq and is a predicted model, not a curated record. Lineage: Eukaryota; Metazoa; Arthropoda; Insecta; Diptera; Diopsidae. The transcript is spliced from 5 exons.